This is a messenger RNA of Pieris macdunnoughi, 1563 nucleotides long. The record is from the annotation of a GenBank genome assembly. Lineage: Eukaryota; Metazoa; Arthropoda; Insecta; Lepidoptera; Pieridae.
AUGCAUAUACAGGAAGGAACGAACACAACUCUGACAACAUGUACCAAAAUGACAGAAGAAUUAGACAGAAGACAUGGUGUAAAUGGUAGCAAAGUUCUUAAUGACGAUCCUCCCGCACAGAAUGCAACGCCCGCGGCGACGGGUGGCAGGCUUAAGUUCUUCAAAGAUGGAAAAUUCAUUCUGGAGCUGGUCCGCGGCGGGGAGCGGGCAGGCUGGGUGUCGGUGCCGCGGAAGACGUUCUGGCCUCCGGCUGGAGCGCCCGGGACGCCGCCGCCGCCUCACGCCGCUGCGCCUUGCGCUACUCUAUCGCUGUCCGACGACAACUCGUCGUUACAUUCGUCGCCCUGCGCCUCACACCGUGAUCACGCUUUCAAGCAGCCUGCCCCGCGCCGCAACCUCUCCAAAGAGUUAGCCAUGUACUACUGCCGGCCUUCCACCCUAUCCGCCGCUCUCGUUCGAGCCGCCUCGCGCCUAAAGCGCCGUCGCCCUCAUGAUCCCGCCCACCACGACGCUUCGCCCGACGAGGCUAAACGGAACGGCGAAGUCGCCGACGAUAAGACCUGCAGAGGGGAGGACGUCGUCGACGCCCCGAUCGAAACGAAAACGAAACACGACAAAGAUCGGUGGACGGAUUUAGAUCGAGAAAAAUAUUAUCAUAUGAAACUCAAGAAACCGUAUCAGUAUCAUAAGUUAAGGGUUUACAAAAAGAGGAAACCGACCGCUAAAAGAAAGGAGCUAUCGCAAAUCGUAGACAAGCUCCGGGAGAAAGUCGCGGCGUUUCCGGUCCUCGUGAAUGCGAAAUUGGCGAACUGUCGCCAAGAGCAUGUGAUAGUGUCGCCUCGGAAGCGAAUUCUUAGGGAAAUGGAAAGAGUUAGUCUCGAGGACCAGGCGACAAAGAGGCGGGCCAAGACCGUGCCGACGCUGAGUACGGCGUCGUACCCGCCGUCGCCGGGGCCCAGCCACACGCCGCACCGCGCGCCAGAGACGACGCGCGCGCAGAACGGCACACUGCCAAAGAAGGAGACGGUGUCCAAAAACGUGAGCAGUUACAGCAUACACUCCUUGCUGAGCAUGCCGGAAGAGACCGGCACGCGGCGGUCGCCGGAGGCGAAGAGGUCUCCCCACUCGUAUCCGCCGUCGUUGAAGACGGAGUCUCCGUCGAGCGUGACCUCCCCGGACCUGAGUCCCAGUCCCGACGGGUAUCGGUACCGGUAUGGGCUAUCAUUGGACUCGCCCGGACGCGGGGCGGCUCGGGAUUCACCGACGCCGCCGACAGGGGCGGGUGUGGCGUAUCGCGGGUACGCGGCACCCGGCUACGCGAGGGCGCCGCCGGCGUACCGCGGUUCGCCGGGGCGAGAGGACUGGCCUCCCUACGUGUACGGUUACGCCUACCCGCCCCUGUACCGGGCCCCCGCUGCGCCUGCGCCGCUGUGGAUGCACUAUGCGAUGUCUCCCGGCGUCCCUCCUGGCGCCUGGCCACCGCUCGCCCAUCCCUUGCUCACGGAUCACCUACCUAAAGACGAACCCACUUCAGAUUUGCCAUUGAACCUGUCGAAGCACUGA